Phalacrocorax carbo (great cormorant) is the source of this 4680-nucleotide messenger RNA. NCBI's taxonomy places the organism in Eukaryota, Metazoa, Chordata, Aves, Suliformes, Phalacrocoracidae. The record is from RefSeq and is a predicted model, not a curated record.
CCCCCGCGCCGCGCCUCCGCGCCUCGCCCGCCCGCUCCCCCUCUCUCUCCCGGCACUGCAGCACAGGCUCCACCGCAACGCGAAGCCCACACAGCCACUCCGGUCCGCCCCUCCUCUGGUCCGUCACGCUCGGCGGCUCCCCGGGGAGGCUCCUCUCUCCCUCCCGCAGCCUCACGCCGGGAGCGGGCGGCAGCGGAGCCGAGGGACCCGGGGUCGCCCCGCAGCCCGGCCGCCGCGCCUCUCCGCCGCCUGCCCCGCCGGUUGAAUAUUACAGCUUCACAUGCAGUUGGGUGUUUUCUACUGAUGUCCAAGACGCAACAGGUGUUCUAAACAGUAUUCAGCAGGUUCAUCUGCAGCAUAACAGCAAUCCUUCUUUGACAUAAGAUGGAGGAAACAUAUAAAGAUAGGACUUCAUUAGUGAAAGGGGCGAAAGAUAUUGCCAAAGAGGUGAAGAGGCAAGCAGUGAAAAAAGUGAGUAAAGCUGUUGAUAAAGCUCAGGAUGGCUACACACAGAGGUCCUACAACCGAUUCCAGGAUGAGGAAGAUGAUGAUGAUUACUAUGUCCAAGGAGGAAAUUAUGGUGCAGAAGCUAAUGAUGAUGAAGGAUCAAGUGAAGCAACUGAAGGGCAUGAUGAGGAUGAUGAAAUUUAUGAAGGGGAGUAUCAGGGAAUCCCCAACAUAGGGCAGGGCAAGGAUGGCAUGGUGGCCUUAGGUCAGCCUAUGCGUGAUGAAUAUAAGGAUCGUCAUGAACUGGAAACAGAGAGGAAAGCUGAUGAAGAAGAGCUAGCACAGCAGUACGAACUGAUAAUACAAGAAUGCGGUCAUGGUCGUUUCCAGUGGGCCCUCUUCUUUGUCUUGGGAAUGGCCCUAAUGGCUGAUGGGGUUGAAGUUUUUGUAGUUGGAUUUGUGUUGCCCAGUGCUGAAACAGAUAUGUGUAUACCUAAUUCUGGAUCAGGAUGGCUUGGUAGCAUAGUAUACCUUGGGAUGAUGGUGGGGUCAUUCUUCUGGGGAGGCUUGGCAGACAAGGUGGGAAGGAGACAGUCACUCCUGAUAUGCAUGUCUGUCAAUGGAUUCUUUGCCUUCCUGUCAUCAUUUGUCCAGGGCUAUGGCUUCUUCCUCUUCUGUCGCUUGUUUUCUGGAUUUGGGAUUGGUGGAGCUGUGCCAACAGUCUUCUCCUAUUUUUCGGAAGUGCUCGCUCGGGAGAAACGAGGCGAACACCUGAGUUGGCUCUGUAUGUUUUGGAUGAUUGGCGGCAUCUAUGCUUCUGCAAUGGCUUGGGCAAUAAUUCCUCAUUACGGAUGGAGUUUCAGCAUGGGAUCUGCCUACCAAUUCCACAGCUGGCGAGUAUUUGUGAUUGUCUGCGCACUGCCCUGUGUCUCUUCUGUGGUAGCCCUCACCUUCAUGCCAGAAAGCCCACGGUUCUUGCUGGAGGUUGGAAAACAUGAUGAAGCUUGGAUGAUACUCAAGCAAAUUCAUGACACAAACAUGCGAGCUCGUGGUCAGCCUGAGAAAGUCUUCACGGUUAACAGAAUCAAAACUCCAAAGCAGAUAGACGAGCUCAUAGAAAUAGAGAGUGAUACGGGGACUUGGUACAGGAGGUGUUUUGUUAGAAUUCGCACAGAGCUAUAUGGUAUUUGGUUGACUUUUAUGAGAUGCUUCAACUACCCGGUGAAGGAUAAUACAAUCAAGCUUACAGCUGUAUGGUUCACCCUGUCUUUUGGCUACUACGGCUUAUCUGUCUGGUUCCCCGAUGUCAUUAAACAUCUGCAGUCAGAUGAGUAUGCAUCCCGAGUGAAACAUUUCCGCAAUGAGGAGGUUUCACAUUUUGUCUUCAACUUCACGCUGGAAAAUCAGAUUCACAGCAAUGGAGAAUACAUCAAUGACAGGUUUAUUAUGAUGAAGUUUAAAUCGGUAACCUUUGAAGAUUCACUUUUUAAGAACUGUGUGUUUGAAGACAUUACUUCACUGAACACAUACUUCAGGAACUGUACUUUCGUGAAUACCACCUUCUACAACACAGAUCUCGAGCAAUAUAAAUUUGUUGACAGUGAACUGAUAAAUUGCACGUUUUUCCACAUCAGGACAGGAUGCCAGAUUUCUUUCGAUGAUGACUACAGUGCCUACUGGAUUUACUUUGUUAAUUUCCUGGGAACUUUGGCAGUGUUACCGGGGAAUAUUGUGUCCGCUCUCCUGAUGGAUAGAAUUGGACGGUUAACGAUGCUAGGUGGUUCCAUGGUUCUCUCUGGCAUCAGCUGUUUUUUUCUCUGGUUUGGGACCAGUGAAUCCAUGAUGAUAGGUAUGCUGUGCCUCUACAAUGGCCUCACCAUCUCAGCGUGGAACUCUCUGGAUGUCAUUACUGUGGAGCUGUAUCCUACAGACAGAAGGGCAACAGGCUUUGGCUUUUUGAACGCUCUGUGCAAAGCAGCAGCUGUACUUGGAAACUUAAUAUUCGGUUCCCUUGUUGGUAUCACCAAGGCAAUCCCUAUUCUCCUUGCUUCUACUGUUCUAGUAUGUGGAGGUCUGGUAGGACUUCGGCUUCCUGACACAAGAACCCAGGUGUUGAUGUAACUGGAAAAAGCCAUUUACUAUUUAUUUCCUCCUUCGUACAAAUGUCAACUCUCCCGACUGAUGGUGCAAAGGCUUCAGAUUCUCAACACUUAGUAGUGUGCUCAGAUGUCAGAAAUCAAACUCAAAAGAUACUUUGGAGUGGCAGAGAUUUAGAAACCUCUGUAUGAAAGUUUUAAAUUUUACUUUUGUUUGCUUGCAUACAUUGCUAUUCAAAACCACUUAACUUCAAACUGCAAAGCUACCUCUUAAAACAUUUUCACUGACAUGUCCAGGAACAUAAAAAACAUACUGAUAAUUAGAUAUUUAAAAUGCAAGCAGUCGUAUUAUAUAAAAAUACAUGCUAAAUUUGGCCUUGGCAUUGUGAGCUUUUGUGAUAUUACAGACAUGCAAGUCAAUUACUUAGCAAUAUUGGUGCAGAGAAUGUUAAUAUUACAUGUAUCAAUGCAUGCAGCAUUAAUUGGGAAACACUACAGUCUGCAUCAGUAGUGAGAAUACUGACCUUCUGCAGCUGUGCUUAGAAGGUAAAAACUUGUGGCAAUGCCUAUUUCUUGGGAAACCUUUUUAGGUAGAUUCAAUCUAAAGUAAAAAUUACCAGCUACACCCUAUAUUUGCUGAGGAGAAGGCAACAGCUACUGCAGGGAGAUGAAAAGCCCAUAUGGGUGAGCAGCAAAGCGAAUAACAAAAUAAGCACUUUGGCUCUUUGCUGCUGACCUCCCAGAAGAAUUUAGUUUUCUUCUCACUCAUGGCAUCUGUAAUAUUUUUGCCAUUUUAAUCUGGGAGUAAAUCAAUGCACAUAUUUAUGUUGUUUUAAGUAUGAAUAAAGGAAGAAUCGGGCCAGUGAACUAUCUGAAAAGUAAGAUGCUUUCAGAAAGGUUUGUUUGGUAUUUACAUUUCUCAUACAUUUUUCUUUGUCACAGAACGGUUAUAAAAAUAUGUGGCUGUAGAAUGCCACUUAGUAAAUUUAGUCAUGUAAUAAUUUCAAUAUAGAGUAUAAUGUAAUGAAAACAUCUCAAAAGAUUUUUUAAAAAUUAUAUCAAAACAAAGAAAAGCAAUAAUAAAAACCACCUUCAUUAUUUUCACAGUUGAUACACUUCUUUAUAUAACCAUUUUCUCACCUGAUUUUUAAUAGUUUUAGAGAUAUCUCACCAUUUAACACUUUCAAAUAUCUCUCUGAAAGGCCAUUAAGAAACAAGCCAUGGCAAGGCUGCAGGGAGUGGUAAUGUCUUUAUUAGACCAAGUGCAAGGAUGGAGAGUAAAUGAUAGUAAAUAUAUUCCUCCUAAGCUGUAUGCUGUGGACUGUUGUGGAUUACGGUAAAGAGUUCCCCACCAUUCCUGCUCUGCAAAAGGCUAUGGGAUCUCUUUCAAAUGUUAGCAUUAAAAAUGAAAUAGAAAUACAUCUAUAAAGUUAGCAGACAAAAGGGGCAUAUCCUUUGAUAACAGAAAUUGCCAUUGCUUUCAGUGGAACUAAGGCAACUUUUAUCAGCUGAUGAACUACCUGCAGUUUCAAGUUUCAAAGAACAAAUCUGGUAUAAAAACAUAUGGGGAAAUUUAUCAGUAUUUUUUCUAAUUAUGUCUGACAACAUUUAUUAGGUGGUUGAAUCAUUGCCAAAGAAAUUAGGCUUUCAGAUAAGGUAAUCAUGUAGUAGGGUAGAUUAUUGUUGUUGUUGUUACUUUUUUGCUUGCUCGUGUAUAUGAACUUAGCUUGGGUAGUAAUAUCUAUCACCGCAUUCUGUGUCAGUCAUCAUCUUAGUUGUAUUGAAAGAGUCAGCAAAAGUCCACAUAAGAAGAUCAUUCAUUACAUUUAAAUUUCACUCUUUAAUUUACUGAUUCUAGAAGUUAAAUCUUUUCAGUUAUUAACAAAUGCUUGUGCUGCACAUUGCAACACCAAAGUGUUAGCCCAAGAUGUGGUUUUCUGCUUUUAACAAUUGAGAAAAGUGGCUGAAUUUAACAAAAAAAAAAAAAAAAAAAAAGUAUGGAAAACUAGUGGGGAUAUUUUUUUGAUAUUGAUAAUUUAAAUAUGUUAUAGUAAGAAACAAAGUUUAGGAAGUGUCUUUAUUUUGCAAUAUAAACAGUCAAGAUAUUUGAAAUGAAAUAUUUUAUAUUUAAAACUGA